Cooperia oncophora is the source of this 474-nucleotide messenger RNA. The record is from the annotation of a GenBank genome assembly. NCBI's taxonomy places the organism in Eukaryota, Metazoa, Nematoda, Chromadorea, Rhabditida, Trichostrongylidae.
AUGGAGCAACGAUCUAUAAAAACCAAGCUGUGUUUCAGGAUGGUUCAAUACAAGGUGACAUAUUUCACGGGACGAGGGCUUGCUGAAGCUAUUCGUCAGUUGCUCGUUGUCGCUGGCAAAGAUUUUGAGGACGUGCGACUUACAUUUGAGGACUGGCCAAAACACAAAGACGGUAAAAACUUACUAGAUUCAAUUGAAGAAAAUUUCCACGAUAGCAAAAUACGGGUGGUGGGCUCUCAAAGAUGCCUUCUUGGUCAGUUGCCCGUGCUCGAAGUUGAUGGAAAGAAGCUCUGCCAGUCGCAUGCCAUUCUCCGAUAUCUUGCCAGGGAAUUUGGUUAUGCCGGCAAAACCGCUUGGGAUCAGGCACAAGUGGACGCUAUUGCCGACCAGUACAAGGACUUUUUCCAAGAGAUUCGUCCAUACUUCGGAGCAGUGCUUGGAUUUCAAAAGGGUGAUCCGGUGAGUUGGACAUGA